Molecule: messenger RNA, 5387 nt
Organism: Zalophus californianus (California sea lion)
Lineage: Eukaryota; Metazoa; Chordata; Mammalia; Carnivora; Otariidae
Gene: ESYT2
Product: extended synaptotagmin 2
Exons: 23
Coding region: 84-2678 (864 amino acids)
Biological process (GO): lipid transport
Molecular function (GO): lipid binding
Source: RefSeq, a predicted model, not a curated record
CUAGCGCCGGCGCGGUCCCCUCAGAGGGGCGCUGGUGCGCGGGCUGGGCGCUCGCGGCCGGGUGGGGACGCGAACGCUGCGCGAUGAGCGGCGCGGAGGACCGUGGCCCCGGGGCCGGCGCUGCCCCCGCCGAGCCCCCGGGCGCGGUGCUGAGCGUGGAUGUAGCGGGGCUGCUGGCGCAGCUGGCGCGCAGCUUCGCGCUGCUGCUGCCGGUGUACGCCCUCGGCUACCUGGGCCUGAGCUUCAGCUGGGUGCUGCUGGCGCUCGGGCUGCUCGUGUGGUGCCGGAGGAGCCGCGGCCUCAAGGCGACCCGCCUGUGUCGCGCACUGGCGCUGCUGGAGGACGAGGAGCGCGCCGUGCGCCUGGGGGUGCGCGCCUGCGACCUGCCGGCCUGGGUUCAUUUUCCAGACACUGAAAGAGCAGAAUGGCUAAAUAAGACUGUAAAACAUAUGUGGCCUUUUAUUUGCCAGUUUAUAGAGAAGUUGUUUCGAGAAACUAUAGAGCCAGCUGUGCGGGGAGCAAACACCCACCUUAGCACUUUCAGUUUCACAAAAGUUGACGUGGGUCAGCAGCCCCUCAGGAUCAAUGGUGUUAAGGUGUACACUGAAAAUGUGGACAAAAGGCAAAUUAUUUUGGACCUUCAGAUUAGUUUUGUAGGAAACUGUGAGAUUGAUUUGGAGAUCAAGCGAUAUUUUUGUAGAGCCGGUGUGCAAAGUAUACAGAUUCAUGGUACAAUGCGAGUGAUCCUGGAACCGUUGAUUGGAGACAUGCCCCUAGUGGGAGCCUUGUCUAUCUUCUUCCUUAGGAAACCACUUAUAGAAAUUAACUGGACAGGACUGACCAACCUUCUCGAUAUCCCUGGAUUGAAUGGUCUGUCAGAUACGAUCAUUCUGGAUAUAAUAUCAAACUAUUUGGUGCUUCCCAAUCGGAUCACCGUUCCUCUUGUCAGUGAAGUUCAAAUAGCUCAAUUGCGGUUUCCUAUACCAAAGGGUGUUCUAAGGAUACAUUUUAUUGAAGCUCAGGAUCUUCAGGGGAAAGAUACGUACCUUAAGGGACUCGUCAAGGGAAAGUCAGACCCCUAUGGAGUUAUUCGAGUUGGCAACCAGAUCUUCCAAAGCAAGGUCAUCAAAGAGAACCUCAGUCCCAAGUGGAAUGAGGUGUACGAGGCUUUAGUUUAUGAACAUCCUGGACAGGAAUUAGAGAUUGAGCUCUUUGAUGAAGACCCAGACAAGGAUGACUUCCUAGGAAGUCUUAUGAUUGAUCUUAUUGAAGUUGAGAAGGAGCGCCUUUUAGAUGAAUGGUUCGCCCUGGACGAGGUUCCCAGAGGAAAGCUGCACUUGAAACUGGAGUGGCUCACAUUAAUGCCAAAUGCUUCAAACCUCGACAAGGUGCUAACAGACAUCAGGGCUGACAAAGACCAAGCCAAUGAUGGUCUUUCCUCUUCAUUGCUGAUUUUGUAUUUGGAUUCAGCAAGGAACCUUCCGAGUAACCCAUUAGAAUUUAACCCUGAUGUCUUGAAGAAGUCUGCAGUUCAGAAAGCUUUAAAGUCAGGGAAGAAAAUAAACAGCAAUCCAAACCCUCUUGUCCAGAUGUCAGUUGGACACAAGGCCCAGGAGAGCAAGAUUCGGUACAAAACCAAUGAACCUGUGUGGGAGGAAAACUUCACCUUCUUCAUUCACAAUCCCAAGCGCCAGGACCUCGAAGUCGAGGUCAAAGAUGAACAGCAUCAGUGUUCUCUGGGACAUCUGAAGAUCCCUCUCAGUCAGCUGCUUACCAGCGAUGACAUGACCAUGAACCAACGAUUCCAACUCAGUAAUUCAGGUCCCAACAGCACUCUGAAGAUGAAGAUCGCUCUCAGGGUACUCCAACUCGAAAAGCAAGAAAGGUCUCCAGACCACCAACAUUCAGCUCAAGUAAAGCGACCCUCUGUUUCUAAAGAAGGGAGGAAAAUAUCGGUGAGACCUCAGAUGUCUGCAUCGCCAGGCUCUGGUGACAGCAGCACAGCCCCGUGCACGCCAGUAAUCGGGAGCAGUGAUAAGCCUGGUGUGGAAGAGAGAGCCCAGCCUGUGGAGGCCAGCCCCCAGGGGCCACGAGACCUGGGCAGAAGCUCCUCCAGCCUUCAGGCCAGUGCCACCUGCUCGCCCAGCCACAUCUCCGUCAAGGAGCCCACCCCAAGCAUAGCCUCAGACAUAUCACUGCCCAUCGCCACCCAGGAACUUCGGCAGAGACUGCGGCAGCUAGAGAAUGGGACAACCCUGGGGCAGUCGCCCCUGGGGCAGAUCCAGCUGACCAUCCGGCACAGCUCACAGAGAAACAAGCUCGUGGUGGUUGUGCACUCCUGCAGAAAUCUCAUUGCCUUCUCUGAAGAUGGCUCUGACCCCUAUGUCCGCAUGUAUUUGUUACCAGACAAGAGGAGAUCAGGAAGGAGAAAAACACACGUGUCAAAGAAAACACUGAACCCCGUGUUUGACCAGAGCUUUGAUUUCAGUGUUUCAUUACCAGAGGUACAGAGGAGAACGUUGGAUGUAGCAGUGAAAAACAGUGGCGGCUUCCUGUCCAAAGAUAAAGGGCUUCUUGGCAAAGUGUUGGUUGGUCUGGCGUCUGAAGAACUAGCCAAGGGUUGGACCCAGUGGUAUGACCUCACGGAAGAUGGCACAAGACCACACGUGGUGACGUAGUCCAUGCCGGGCGCGAGGAGCCUGCCACAGUGUCCCCGCCCACCCUUGUGUGCUCAGAGCACACCCUCCCUCCCGCACAUGUACCAAUACUGUUUUUAUAAUUUCAGUGUAUUUAGUUAUAUAAAUCUUCAUAGUUUUAUAAACCAUGUUGACAUUUUAGGCAUAUUUGGCCAAUAUUAUCAUUAGAUUUUGUAUGUUUAAUUUUCUGUAGUAUUUCACCAGUUAUUAUAGUGUGUAAUAAGGUAGCAGUUAAUCACCAUGUCACGUAAAGGUGUAUGUCAGUUAUAUCUACUAGGGAGCAGACGUAUGUAUAUUGCUUUACUGUCGCCUUGUUUUGUACACACUGAGGUACACUAUGCCAUGUAAAUAGACUAUUUUUUAUAAUCUCUACAUGCUGGUUUGAAUUCUGAAGAAAAUGGAUUAAGGAAAUAUAUUUUUUUCUUCUAAAAUGUAUGAAAUUCUUACGACAGAUAAUCAUUUUGUCUUUGCAGGGUAAAGUUCUCAGUGACCAAUUUUAUGGUGUUUCUUUUUUUAAAACAGGCUGAAAAUUUAAAUAUUAGUAUUCUGCCCAUCAUGAAUGACGGAAGUAUUCAAAAUAUUACCAGUUUCAUAAAUAUAAAGAUGUAUUAUUGAGAGUUAGUUGAAGUGCUUAUAAGGAAAAGUGUAUAACUGAGUAAUACAAAAUACUAAGAGCAUUGUCAUGAUUCAUAAAUCAUGGUGCACUAAUUUGAAAUUUCUUAUGUAAAAUGAAAUGUCUUAAGUUUAUUUUUAAUUGCUUGAUAUAACUUAUUCAUGAAGUAGUACACAGAUACACAGUUAUACUUCCUAAAAUAUAAUACAAAUUUCCAAUGUUAGCACUUAGGCUAUUGUGAAACCAUCCGUCAUGAGCUUUGUUAAUUUUCAGUGUUUUCCCAGCCUGUGAAGACAGGCUCACAUGCUCACCAUAAAGUUUGUGGGAUAGAUCUGGUAAGUAGGUAGGAAGUUGUUUUAAAAACCAACAGCUCGUCAUUCAUUCAUCGUCAGUGCGACAUCAUCCGUCGGACCCUGUGCGCGAGGCCAUGCGCUGCUGGGACCAGAGGGUUCCAGCACGGCGGCUGUUGACUUUCAAUAACCAUUUCCUGAGUCUCUUCACUUGAUGCCGUGACUGACCUCAGUAUUGGGAUAUUGUGAUUCUGUUUUUAUUUUGGAAUACUUGUUUUCUUUUUGGAUUAUUGUAGCAUGUUUUGUAUCCUCGAGUCCCAAGCCUCUUGGGGGAUGAAGCUCUGCAGCAGUGUCGUGCAUGUGUCCGAGAAAUGUAUGAUGCAGAUGACUUCCUCAGCCAGGAGAACAUUCUAUAUCAUGUAUGCAGAUACUGGGGGAAUAGAACUUUGCGACUAAAAUUGGAGAUCUUACCAUAAAUCGUCUCGUGGACUCACGGACUGCUCAUGUGACCAAAAUACCAAAGUGCCUGUGGUGGACGCUGAUUGUUAUUCCUGCGCACGUCUGCCUUCCAGCAGAUUUCAUGUUUGUUUUCAUUUACACUUGGAACCAUGGGUUUGUUUAUAAUGGCGUCUAUAGUUCACAACACAUUUCAUGUAACCAUAAAGACAGUAUAAUCUCACUGUUUCCUAGUUAAUGAAACUUCACUAUAAACCAUGUUCAAUGUACAGGAGGAAGUUUAUUAAUAUAUUGAUGCACACAUAAACAUGCACACAAAAAAUUUAACUGUGGUAUUUUAGUAGCAUGAUAAAGGCAGGUAAUUACUUACUAAAUCUAGUUGCCUGCCCAUGGUAUUAGAUUUAUUAAAGAUUUGUUUUUUUAAUUCAGUCUGUUGAAGGGCUUCUGGCAUAAUCUAUAAAAAGAGAACCACUCACUGGUUCCAUACCGAUAAUUUUUACCAACAUCCUAAACAUGUGGGUUUUGCAAUCAUGUGCUCACCAAUAGGUACAUAUUUACUUUAUGGAAUGCUUUAUUUAAGUAAUGAGGCAAAAUAAAUACAAUGAAAGGUAGAAAGCCAGUUAGCAGCAUGACACGUGCCUUGUGAUACAGGGACUGGGGAACCUGGAGACAGACACAUCUGCAGGUUCUGAAGCCUCUGGCAGUGGGCUUCAUUCUGCUUAAGAGGAAAGAGAAAGGAAAGGGACUAUUCUGAAGAUAUAAAACGUUUCCCGAUGCUAUCCUGUCUUUUGUGGCAAGAUGAGCAUUCAAUGAGAAACUCAUACCCUGUGGGGAGGCUUGAGAAUUACUGUCGAGGCCAGACUCCAGGAUCCUGGUGAUGGAGAACACUUGAGUUCUCAAAAUGUUCAUCACUGAUUCAAUAAUCACUUCAUCCAGGAAAAGGGAAUGUUAACUUUUCUAUAUUAAGCCAAACCAAUGGGAGGAAAAUUAAAUGAAUUUGAAUUCUGUUAGUUUUUACAUGUGGGUUGCCUAUCCUGUGCCUUAAAGUAUGGAAGUUUGGCGGUGUUGUUUUCAAGUUUCAGAUCAUAGCUGUAUUCAACUUACAUUCUAUACUAGGAGAAUUCAUUCGCAGAUAUGCUUCAUCAGGAGGUCAGCCCUUCUCCAAGAACCUAAGCUCAGUGUAGACCAGUGUGUAUAAACUCUGGUCGUCACCCACUGCAAAUGGAAAACAGAGGGUUUUUUUAAUUAUUAUGAUAGAAUGUCCUUUUUGAUCGACUAAUUUUACAUGACAGUGCAUGUAUUUAUUCAAUAAACUUUUAUGUUCGCUAACUU